CUAUUUUUUCCUUUUUACUUGUAAUCAAGUCUCUUAUAAGUCAUGCAAAAAGAGGCUCCUAAAAAGGCUUUCAACUUAAGUCAUGAACGUUUUGUACUUGAAGUGGAUCCGAGUCAACGUUUUAUCAAGGGUCUAGCAGAACUUACGAUUCAACCUUUAAAUAAACUGACCAACUUACGAGUGAACUGUCGACAAUGCAAAAUAACCCAAGUCCUGUUAAAUGAUACACCUGUAGAAUAUGACUAUGUAGAUGCUGUAUCUGAUCUUACUUUGGGAUCCAACACCACCAUUGCACAUCAUCAAGUCUAUAAAAGUCGAUAUUUAAAUGCUUUACGAGAUGCCAAUGAAGGUGAAUUAAAUAUCAAAUUACCAGCAAACUGUAUUCAACAGUUACCUGAUAAACCAGCAGCAGAAUCAACAGAACCCAAUUAUGAGCCUAUUGUGAUUCAAAUUCAAUAUACCCUUGAAGAUCCACGCAAUGGUGUUGUGUUUGUUCAAAAAGACAAUGAGACUGCACCUUAUCGACACAAUCAUGUCUAUACAGUCCAUCAACCGUUACCAGGGGCAACUCGUUCAUGGUUACCAUGCAUUGACAAAAUAUCAGAAAGAUGUACGUGGGAUAUGGAAUUCAUUGUGCCUCGAAAGGAAGAUCAUUCAGUGCCUGAAUACGAUGGAGAAGGUGCAUUUGAUGAAGUAGAAGGCAUGAUGGUUGUAUGCAGUGGUGAUGUCGUUGAACAAGUCAUUCAUCCAACAGACGCAUCCAAGAAGAUUGUACACUAUAGUCUAUCCGUACCUACACCAGCUCCCUUUAUUGGGUUUGCUAUUGGCCCAUUUGAGAUGAUUAAACUAUCACCCUCUCAACUACAGGAAGAAGUCAUGACAGCAGCUGAUUUAGACGAAAGUCAACAACAGAGUCUGAUGGCUGAAAUCAAUAUGAUGUCAAAUAUUUAUGCAUUUGCACUACCAGGACUUGAAGAAGAACUGAGUGUGACUUGUAGUUUCUUGAUGCAUGCGAUGCAUUUUUAUACUCAAGAAUAUGGUUCCUAUCCAUUCUCAGACUAUAAGCUUGUGUUUGUAGAAGAUGCUUGGUCAGAUACUACUUCAUGUGCUUCUUUGGCUAUCUGUAGUUCUCGCUUGUUACAUCCAUCUGAUGUGAUUGAUCAGAUCUAUAGUACAAGACGUGAAUUAAGUCAGGCACUUGCCAGACAAUGGUUUGGUAUCUACAUUGUUCAGAAAUCAUGGCCUGAUACUUGGCUUGUGCGUGGUUUAGCCAAUCUCAUGGGUUCCUUGUUUGUCAAGCGACAUUUGGGUAACAAUGAAUACCGUCUAAGACUAAAGAAAGACAUGGAACUGUGCUGUAUGUUGGACAUCAAUCGCCCUCCUCUCUAUAACCCAGCAUUGCCUUAUCCUUUGGACCCUGAGGACCUGGAUUUCAUUGAACUCAAAGCUCCCUUGGUGAUUUACAUGCUGGACAAAAGAAUGUGUAAAGGUGGUGGCACACUAGGCUUGUCUCGUGUGCUACCCAAAGUGCUUGUGUCUGCCAUGAGUGGUGAAUUGGCACAGAAUGCGAUUAGUACACAUUACUUUUUACGUCUUUGUAGAAAAGUCAGUGGGUUUGAUACCAAAGUGUUUGCUGAACAAUGGAUCUAUCGCAGUGGUUGUCCCAAGUUCUUUUUCAGUUUUCAUUUUAACCGUAAAAAGAUGGUAGUCGAAAUCUUUAUGCGACAAGAAAAUACUAAUACACAACUACUGGCCAGUCAAGAUCACUUGUCUAUCGGGGACAAUGUUACUGCCAACUAUUAUGAACUCAUGUCGCCCAUCUUUACUGGCAAUCUCACGGUCCGCAUUCAUGAAGCCGAUGGUACGCCUUAUGAACACAUCCUUGAUAUUCAAUCGAUGGAAAACAAGUUUGAGGUUCAGUUCAAUACAAAGUAUAAGCGUAUUCGUCGAAACACCAAGCGUUUCUUGGCCAAACAAGCUGCUGCUGCUGCUGCUGUAGCAGAAGAAGAACAAGAAAACGAAGAAGGGGAUGGGACAACAGUGCUUGGUAUUAUUCCCAGUUUAGGUCUUGGUAUGCCUGUGUUUGAAGAUCCCAAACAAAAAGGAGAAUGGCAUGUGGUCGAAUGGGGUCAAGAUGAAGAAGAUACAAGUGGUGCUGCUAGUGCCAUGUUUGAUUGGAUUCGAUUGGAUGCCGAAUUUGAAUGGCUCUGCAUUUGUGAUUUCAAACAACCUGAUUAUAUGUGGGCUGCUCAAUUGACCAAAGAUCGGGAUGUCGUUGCUCAGCAUGAAGCUAUUGACGCUCUUAAACAUAUGCCUUCCAGUCCAACAUCGACCAGUUUGUUGCGUGCUGUAUUGGAUCCAAAGUGCUUCUACAAGAUUCGCAUGGAAGCGGCGUAUGGUCUAGCAGCCUGUGCUCGUCCUUCCCUGAACUGGGUAGGCUUACAUCAACUCAACAAGAUGUUUCAAAAGCGCUUUUGUUUCCCUGUCAGUAGUCUUACGCAACGCGCUAUGGAUCAGGAUGAUUUACCUUUAACCAAUUCGAUUCCAAAGCCUAACAAUUUCUCCAACCUGUCCGACUAUUUCCUUCAAAAGGCGUCUGUGGUUGCCUUUUCACAGAUACGGGAUGAUCACGGUUUAACGCCUGUCCGUAUCCGUCAAUUCUUAUUAGACUUACUCAAGUACAAUGAUAACAUUGGCAAUGAGUUCUCUGACUGCUACUAUGUGGCUACCUUAAUUUCUUCUUUAGGUGAUGCGUUAAUACCCUCGUCAGAUAAACCUGAUGCAUUACAUUACGAUAGUCCUGAAGGCCAACAAGUCACUGCGGCAGCCAAGGCAGAGAUUGAACGUUUCCGUACACUGGACUAUGUGAUCCCCACCUACCACAAUACAGUCACCGUCACUUGCUUACGCACGAUGACCAAACUGAUGCUGAAGGGACUCAUGCCUGUGAAUCUAUCGAUGUUUAUGCAGUAUACACGCUAUGGUAAUUAUCUCGAUGUUCGAUUGGCUGCUUUAGACAGCUUGCUUAUUCUCUGCGGUCUUUCGGAUGCUGUGUUGAAUCGGUAUUUGUUGAACAUCAUCAAGGAAGAUCCUUGUGUCUAUGUGUGUCAUUAUGUGGCUCGUGCCAUGCUGGCAUGGUUGGGUUUGGCUAUUCGAGAGAAUUCAAGUGUGGUCACAGUGCCUACACGGGCCAUGGAAGACUUUUCUGAAGAAGAUGGGCGUAUUGUUGUGGAUGAUGAUAUUGGACCUCUCAAGAAGACACCUCAGCAAGAAUUUCAAGCAAGCAUUGAGAAUUUACGAAAACGGUUUGAGAACAAUACAGCAUUUCAACAGAACUUGUGGGAGUUGUUGAAUUCGGCUGAAAAUGCUAAAUUGGAUCACUGUAUUCGUAAAUAUUUACUUCAGCUUUGUGAAUACAUGUUUAAGCCAAUUGAUGUUGGUCUCAAGGUAACCAUUCGUGUGCCUACUUUACCUUCUACACAAGAAACAAAAGAGGAAUCCUCGACACCUACAACAAUUCGCCUUAAUAAACCCAAACCAAAGGCUGAAGAGAAACCACACAAAAGUCAUAAAAAGACAAACAGCGUUCAAAUCAAAGCAACUCAAGAUGUACCCGAGAGUUCAUCUUCUGAUUCUGAAAGUCAAUUGAUUGAUAUUGAUAUUGAUGAGCCUGUGGUAGAACAACCUCUUCCACCUCCUCCUCCUUCUCCUCCUAUUACUGUGAAACAACCCACUCUUCCUGCGAAGCAACAUUCGCCUGAACCAGUGCCACCACCUCCCGUGUUGACUCUUUCUAAACCCAAGCAUAAAAAGACAGAAAGUGGAGAGAUAUCUAAAAAGGACCGUCGUAUUAUCAGCAAGAUCAAAGUGCGUCAUGAUAAAUCACCUAAAUCCACUUCUGUUUCUUCUACUAAAAUACCCAAGACUGUAAAUAAUUCAACUGAAGACGCUCGCUUGAACGAGUCUCCUACCAAGCCAAGUACAUCCAUCAAGCUAAACAUGCCAAACAAAGUAUCCAAACCUACUAUACAUAUUCCUCCAUCGACGCCUGUAGAGAAACCCAAGCCUAAUAAGAUUACUAUCACUGCACCCUCUUCUUCACCUGCUCCUGCACCAUCCACUACUGUGACUCGUGUUAUAGAAAAGCCUAAGCCAAAGCCUGUUGUUGCAUCGCCCAGUACUGUGGAAACGCCUAAAACUGUAUCACCUACUGCAGCGAUCAAUCCUAGCAUGAAUGAAGCCAACAAAAAGAAAUGUGAGCGUGUGCUUAAAAAGCUAUGUGCUCAUCAAGCUUCUCAACCCUUUAUUGAUCCUGUGGAUGCUGUUGGACUCAAUAUUCCUCAAUACUAUGAGAUCAUCAAACGGCCCAUGCAUUUGAGUGCCAUUCGAAAGAACUUUCAAGAAGACAAAUAUGCCACUAUUUGGGAAUUGGAACGUGACAUUCGACAAAUUUUUUGGAACUGCUAUAGCUUUAAUGCGCAUGAAUCAUGGGUAGCUAAACAAUGCCAAGCAUUAGAAGCCUUUCUUAAUCAAGUCUGGGCUGCUGAAUUUGCUCAUCCCAAUGCACUCAAGGGAGAAGAUAAGCGUAUUGCACAAAAAGUAGUGAACAAACUGACAUUACAUGAUGCUGCUGCUUUGUUCAAUGAGCCUGUUGAUUUAGAGGCUUUGCAAGACUAUGCCACAAUUGUGAAACAUCCCAUGGAUUUGCGAACCAUUUGGGAACAAUUGGAAAGUGAUAAAUACACUUCGCUCAAGGCAUUAGAUGCUGAUAUUCGACUUGUGUUCAAGAACUGCUUUACUUACAAUGCACCAGGUACUUAUGGUAAUGAUCAAGGCAAAAAGCUGGAAAAGUAUUAUCAAAACAUUAGCCGUGAGAUGCGUGCUCGUAUUGCAAGUGCUGAGGCGCCUCCUCCACCACCACCACCUCCUCCUGCUGCUGCUGCUGCUGCUACUGCUGCUGCUGCUACUCCAGUGUCAACUACCAGUUCUACUCCUGCUGCUGCUCCUGCACCAAAACGUGCUCAUUCAUCUACAGCAAAGAAGAUAGAAGAACAACCACCUAAAAAGGUCAAGUCAACACAUACUAAAGUCGAGACUACCAAAGAUUCUAUGGAAGUUGAUCCUGUGGUUGUCAAAUCACCUGUAGUUACUAAGUCACCUUCAUCGAGCAUGGCUGAACCACCAGCUAAACUCCAUCCUGUCUUACAAUCCAAGAUGAAGGCCUUACUUUCAAAGGUCAUGAAAAAACCAGAAGCUCUUGGUUUCUUAGAACCUGUUGAUCCUGUUGCCUUAUGUGUUCCUCAUUAUCCUAUGAUCAUCAAGAAACCUAUGGAUCUUGGUACCAUGAUGAAGAAACUUAACAGCGGACAAUACAAAACUGUCAAAGAAUUUGAAAGCGACAUGCGAUUGAUCUUUACUAACUGUUAUACGUUUAAUGGAUUUGAUCACUUGCUAUCACAGCAUGCUAAAACUUUAGAAAACAUUUUAAACAAAGAAGGCCCUGCCCUGAGACGUAAAGAAGAAGAAUUAAAGAACGAAGCCAUCACAAAUACAACAGUUGUCCAUACAUCAAACGGCCAUACGAAACCAUCUCCAGCUGUGGCUACCACACCCUCUACACCACCCGUGGCUACUAGUCCAUCCAGUGCCACUUCGCCCAACUUGGUAGAGCUUCGUAAAUAUAAGUCCGUUCUCGAUCGUUUACGCCAUCAUCCUCACUAUUUUGCAUUUGGUGCACCUGUUGAUGUCGAAUUACUGCAGAUUCCUACGUAUCAUGAUAUCAUCAAAAAACCUAUGGAUUUCGGUACCAUUCGUCGUAAACUCGACAAGGGCAAAUACACACAUCCUGAUCAACUAUUGAAGGAUGCCAAACAAGUGUUUAUCAAUUGUUACAUGUUUAAUAUGCCAGACGAUGUUGUGACACAGAUGGGUAAAGAUCUACAGGCUGAAUUCAAUCGUCUUAGUUCUUCUCGAGGAUUACGCACCAUUCAGAUUGAUUUACCGACAGAAGUAGGAGGUCUUUAUGCAACGAACAUGGAGACAGAUUCUACUCUGUAAACAGUAGAGGGAUAGUCAACU
This is a messenger RNA of Gilbertella persicaria, 6078 nucleotides long. RefSeq lists its product as uncharacterized. The transcript is spliced from 9 exons. Gene Ontology annotation, cellular component: transcription factor TFIID complex. Gene Ontology annotation, biological process: transcription initiation at RNA polymerase II promoter. Gene Ontology annotation, molecular function: transcription cis-regulatory region binding; chromatin binding; RNA polymerase II general transcription initiation factor activity. Bases 43 to 6057 code for a protein of 2004 amino acids. The record is from RefSeq and is a predicted model, not a curated record. Lineage: Eukaryota; Fungi; Mucoromycota; Mucoromycetes; Mucorales; Choanephoraceae.